Gastrolobium bilobum is the source of this 327-nucleotide messenger RNA. RefSeq lists its product as uncharacterized. Bases 1 to 327 code for a protein of 108 amino acids. The transcript has a single exon. Gene Ontology annotation, biological process: systemic acquired resistance. NCBI's taxonomy places the organism in Eukaryota, Viridiplantae, Streptophyta, Magnoliopsida, Fabales, Fabaceae. The record is from RefSeq and is a predicted model, not a curated record. Gene Ontology annotation, molecular function: fatty acid binding.
AUGAGCAAGUUCAUUUGGGUCAUGCUGCUGCUUUUGAUCACUGUGGCUGUUGCUGAAGAUCAUGAUUCCGAUCAUGAUCAUGAACACCAUAAAGGUGGUCCAUGUGGCAAGUUUAGCACACAAAGAAUGUUAACACAUAAGCUGCGUCACUGUGAAAAAGCAGCACGUGACAAGUGGGCUCAUGUUUCUGCUGAGUGCUGCAAAGAAGUGGCAAAGGUCAGCAUCCCUUGCCUUCGUGCUAUCUUUUCUUCAGACUCCUUCAAGAAAGUUAGAGUUAAUCCCGAAAUUGCAAUCACUAUUCCCGCACGUUGCCAUCAUGUUCACUAA